CUCCCGGACGCCUGGGCCCGUUUCCGGCCAGCGGCUAUAAGGCGGCAGCGGGGGCGGGGGCGGCUGCGGCCAUGGGGCCGGCGCGGGGCUGGGCGCUGCUGGCGGUGCUGCUGCUGCCAGGGAGCUGCCUGCGCUGCCUGCAGUGCGCGGACGAGGCCUGCGCGCCGGUGACGUGCGCGGCGCACGAGAGCCGCUGCCGCGCGACGCUGCUGACGACGGUGGACGAGCCGCCGCGGGCGCCGCGGGAGCUGCGGCGGGAGGAGCGUGGCUGUGCGCCCGCCCCCGCCGGCGACGUCAGCGGCAACGUCAGCGCCUCCGUCACGUUCCGCUCGCGCGGGCAGCUGGUGACGCUGCAGGAGCUGCUCUGCGCCGGCGACCUGUGCAACGGCGGCCCCGCCCCCCGGCCCCGCGCCCACCCCAGCGCCGCCCUCGAGUGCUUCACCUGCGACGACGGUGACGACGGUGACGACGGCGACGGCUCCUGCUCGGGCCCCGCCCUGGGGCGGCUGCGCUGCCCCGACCCCCGCGACCGCUGCCUGGCGCUGACGCUGCGCCUGGGCCCCGGGGGGCUCACCCGGACGCCUGGGCCCGCAGGGGGGCUCACCCGGACGCCGGGGCCCGCGGGGGGGGGCCGCCUGGCGCAGGCGCUGCGGGGCUGCGGACGCCUGGGCCCCUGCCGGGGGCUGCUGGGGCUGGACACGGGGCAGAGCCUGCGGCUGGCGCGGUGCUGCGAGGGCUCCGGCUGCAACGGGCAGCCCGAGGAGCCCGGGGCCCCCAACGGCGCCUGGUGCCUGGGCUGCGAGGGCCCCGCGCCCCACGGCUGCGCCCCACGGCCGCUGGCCUGCCGGGGGGCCCUGACCCACUGCGCCCUGGUCUGGGGCACCCACGACGCCUCCGGGGACGCCUGGGCCCUUCGGGGCUGCGCCACGCAGGCCUGGUGCGAGGCCGGGGCCCCCCUGGGGCUGGGGGGACUCCUGGGCCCCCCCCGCUGCUGCCAGGGGCCCCUCUGCAACCGCCUCCCCGGGGACCCCCCGGACGCCGGGGCCCCCCGGGCCGCCCCCCCCCCGGCCCUCGGCCUCCUCCUCCUCCUCGGAGCCGCCGUCGCCGCCGCCUAGGACGCCUGGGCCCCCCCGGACGCCUGGGCCCCCCCCGGACGCCUGGGCCCCUUCACCAGCACCCCCUCAGCGAUGGGGCCGGCCCCCUCCCCCCCCCCCAAUUUUUGCCUUAUUUAUGGUUAAUUAAAACAUGUUAAUUUAUUA
This is a messenger RNA of Dromaius novaehollandiae (emu), 1259 nucleotides long. RefSeq names its product plasminogen activator, urokinase receptor (gene PLAUR). Lineage: Eukaryota; Metazoa; Chordata; Aves; Casuariiformes; Dromaiidae. The transcript has 7 exons. The record is from RefSeq and is a predicted model, not a curated record. The coding region runs from base 72 to 1115 and encodes 347 amino acids.